Molecule: messenger RNA, 831 nt
Organism: Durusdinium trenchii
Lineage: Eukaryota; Dinophyceae; Suessiales; Symbiodiniaceae
Source: the annotation of a GenBank genome assembly
AUGCCCUGUCCCUGGUGCUCUCGCCAAGAAGCCCGUCACGCUGGCGCCAAGGAGUUGCGAGAGCAAAUCAUGAAGCUUGGGAUGCUCACGGAUGGGAAUUAUGGCCAUCCAGACCAGGCCGAGGCCGUGCGGAUGAUCGAGGAGGCUGCAGAGGCCUUCGCUGAGCCGGCUGCCCUGACAGCCAGCAAGGGAGAAGGCUUUGUGGCGCUGAAGCCGGUGCAGGUGACUCGAGCGCUCGGCUUGAGAGACCUCAAGCUGCCGAGAAAGGUGGUGUCCUCCGAACCUCAGAUUGACAUCCUGCCGCUCGAGUCCUUGGGCUCGCAUCAUUUGGUGCUUCUGAGCUCAGGCGCGACCUCUUUGAGCGACCAGGAGGUCAUCAACCGCAUCCGCGGCUUCGCAGGGCAGCCAAAGGCCGCCUCGCUGCUGGUGGCCGCUGAUGCGGCCGCGCGAAACGCGCAGCUGGGCGCCAAAGGACCCCAGCGUUUCGGCUGCUGCAUCGUCGGAGUCUUUGAGGUCGGGCCUGGCUAUGUGGAGCCAGCAGCGAAGAAAGCCAAGAAGGAUGGCACCGAGAAGGUGCGGGCGAGGCACAUACUGCUCAAGCACAAGGAUUUGAAGCAGAAGAUGGACCCACAGGCCCAUCUGAAAUCCAAAGGCGCCUUGGAUCACCGAUCGACAUGGCUCUUCUGGGGGAUUGCGCCAGCUGGCGCGAUCGAGAGGUGCGGAGGGAGAUCAGAGGUGCGGAGUUCAAGGAUGAGAGAAAUCGAAGUGAUGCCAACAAGGGUCAACCGUCAACCUGCGAAAGGGUUGGUUCGGGCUGAGGGGGAGCCCUGA